Messenger RNA from Ustilaginoidea virens, 246 nucleotides. RefSeq lists its product as uncharacterized. The transcript has a single exon. NCBI's taxonomy places the organism in Eukaryota, Fungi, Ascomycota, Sordariomycetes, Hypocreales, Clavicipitaceae. The coding region runs from base 1 to 246 and encodes 81 amino acids. The record is from RefSeq and is a predicted model, not a curated record.
AUGCAUCCAUCGCUGAGCGCAGGUAACAAGGACAGGGAAGAGCUCUCCCCGGCGACCCCGUCACUGGCUUGUACGUGUCCCAGGACCCUAGGUGGAACGAAAACCCGCAUGUCCGGAGCGACGAGCCAAGGGGUGGAGCCGAGAUUGAGUCAGUCUCGACAUGGUCCCAGUGUCAAAGGCGACCGACCACCCGCUUGGAGCAAGUUGCGCACAAGUUUGGCUCCUCAGCAUUGGGCCAAAGACUGA